CUUGCCGAGCAUUGGCCGAGAAAUGUCUCGCAUUCUUCGGGGAACCUGCCAAGGAGGAGAAGGGGAAGGUCUAGGCCUAAUAACCUGUCGCUUUGGAAGUGGUCCGUGCUCUUGACGUUGACAUUUGUGUGGUGUUCAGCGAAAGAUCGUUGCCCGAGUCUUGGAUACAACGUGUAUUUUGUGUUUAAGUGAAAAGCAAGUUUUACCCAACUCGAUGGGCAUGUUGAAGAGCUCGAGCCAUGACAGAACCAUUGCUGCAAUGGGCAGCCAUGGCAAAGUGCAGUUCUCAUCUAGUCUGUGGGUUCCUGGAGCAUCCUGGGGACCCCUCUGCAGCAGUUGUCGGGCCAGCUGAGCCAUGGAGUGCGUGGCAGGAGGGUCAGGCCUUGGUGGCGCCCUCCCCAAGGUUCGCAGCAGCUCGCCCGGUGACUUGGGCUACCACACACUGUUGCCCGCACCAGGAUGGCCAACCACAGCCACAAGCAAUAGUCACCACCAGCGACCAUCAGCAAAGAGCUGCCUCUUUGACCGACUGCCAGAUGAUCUGCUGCUUCGUGUUCUCGCCUGCCUUUCGAGCGACGAGCUGUGUCGGUGCGCUCGCGUCUGUCGGCGGUGGUACUUCCGCUGGGAGCCUCGCUUGUGGACCAGCAUUGUGUUGGCAUCUGAGCACCUGCCCGUCGACCAGGGCUUGCGUACCAUUUUCCGGUUGCUGAGCCGGGAUACUCCUGGUGUGUGUUCUGCUGUGGAGCGUAUCUGCCUGAGCGGCUGCCUGUGCCUCACCGACAGUGGCCUAACUGCGGCGGCUCGGAGAUGUCCUCAGCUGCGGACGCUAGAAGUGCGCGGGUGUUCCCAAGUCACGGAUGUGGGUGUUUCAGAAGUGGUCACACGCUGCCUCAACUUGUCACGCCUCGAUGUCACUGGCUGUUACCAGGUAACGAGUAUACGUCCGAGGCAUGGGGCCAACUUGGAAAUGGGUGAGUCCCUUGGUGGCCUGGCUCCAUCGGGCGGAGGCCAAUUGUACCUGCAGUACGUCGACCUUACCGACUGUCAAGCCUUGGAGGACUCGGGGCUGAAAGCCUUGGCCAGAGCAUGCCCGCAGCUCACACAUCUCUUCCUGCGGCGCUGUGUGCGGCUGACUGAUGCUGCACUCAAGUGUGUGGCCAGCUACUGUGUUGUGCUGAGGGAGCUCAGCAUCAGUGACUGCGUCCAGGUGACAGACUUUGGCCUGUACGAGCUUGCCAAGUUAGGUCCUCACCUACGCUACCUGAGCGUGGCCAAGUGCGAGAGGGUGUCAGAUGCUGGGCUGAAGCAGGUGUGCCGGCACUGCUACCGGUUACGCUACCUCAACGCCCGAGGCUGUGAGGCGGUCUCGGACGCCACUCUGGAAGUCCUGGCUCGCUCUUGUCCAAGGCUUCGAGCCCUUGAUGUUGGAAAAUGCGAGGUCGGAGACCGGGGCCUGGCGUUCCUUGCCCGUCACUGCCUGAACUUGCGCAAGCUGAGCCUCAAGUCAUGUGACCUGGUCACUGACCGAGGCCUGCAGGCCCUGGCCUACUUCUGCCGGGGCCUGCAGCAGCUCAGCCUGCAGGACUGCGCGGGGGUGACCGUGGACGGCUACCGCAUUGUGCGCAAGUACUGCCGUCGCUGCAUCAUUGAGCACACCAAUCCGGGCUUCCACUGAACAGCACUCCUCGGCCGGGUAGCGAGAAUGGAUGGAAGGAGGGCUGGAGAACCACACCUUGGCACGACCAAAUAGUAGCACUAGCAAUCUGAAUUCUGGCAAAUGAGUCGUUAAAACUUGCUAAAUGAAUUCAAUUCCAAAAUUGGAAUUUUGGCCUGCAUUUUCUCUUCUAGCAAACAACCGCUUACCAUGAAAUGAACAAGAACAGUUGUGAAAGAAUAUUUGAACACUCUGAAAUGAUGGGGUUUCUAAAACACAACCCCUGUUUGCACACACACAUGUUGGGGCCAGCAGAGAGCUUUUCCUUCCGUCCAUUCUCUGUGCCCUCGGCUAAUGAUAGUGUUGAUUCGUGCCUGUGCCUGGACACUCAACACAGGGCUUCCAAGAACUGCGUCUAAAGCCUGCCCCGCAUGGAGCAUUUACUGCACGUGAAAUUGCACUGUGUGUACCGUGGACAAUGCAUCAUCGUCAUAUGCAACACCCGCAUGCAACAAAUGGCGCCAAGGUUCAUCCCAAUGACAGGUGCUGAGACAUGCACUACUGCAACUACCGCUCCACACAAAAGUCAUCUUGACAAAAGGAAAGCACUUCAAUGAUCAAAGUUGCUUAUCAUCUCAAAAAUACCACAUGAGGUUGUUGUUCAGGUUUCAAUUAAAGGGGCACUGCAACACUUUUUGAACAUUGUAAGGAAAUGUUUGCAAUCUGUAAACAAUGCUGCCACAAACAUGCGAACCAAAUAUUAUUCCACUGCAUGUAGCAGGGAGCAUUCAUUCUUUCCUAACACAGUUAAACCUCGAUAUAACGAAGUUGGUGAAAAUUGGCAAUUUGCUUUGUUAUAUUGAAAUUUUGUUAUAUUGAUAUUCGACCUUUUAUGCAGUCACUGGUAAAUCUUUCUUUCACGGAAGGGGCCGCAAAAUUUUUCGAGUUGUUGGGAAAUUGGAAGAAUCAUAUUUGAAUGUGGAAAGAAAAUUCAUUUUGUUGAAUUUGUGAGUCGACGACGAGAAAGAUAAGGUUUCAUGCCGUGUCGACGAUAUAUUCACAUCGGCGGUACGAAACAUAGCCAGCCACACUUUUGCGUCCACUCAACACCCGCAGAUGAUAGUCUCACCCGCAGUGGGACGACACUAUCAUGAAAAGCGCUGGCAGCAGGGAGCAAAUGCUUUGUCUGCCUCUCGCUUCAACACGUCUCUGAAACUUGACAUUAUGCAACCUCCAGUACUAAACGCCUGGGAAGAAAGCGCGCGAUACCACGCCAUCUUAGCAUGCCCACUCCUUGCAGACGUGACAGAUUAUUUCUAAAAAUAACGUGCAAGUUGCAUAUGCACUCAGCUGCACUGACAGCCAUGCACGGCCAUGUACCCUCUAGAAAAGGAGACUCGUGUGAACAUGCCCCCCUCCGCUUGCGCGGGAAGACACCACCAUCAAGUUAGCAUCCUUCUCAGCUCACCCUCGCAUGCUUUUACUCGCACCUAAAGCAUACAACGCGGAACGUGCAUAGGAUCUCAUCGUACUUAUACUUUAUACGGAACAUGACGCUGCUCCGCUUUGGUGGUCGCCGUCGGUCACGCAUUAUUUGAGAGGUGCAUUCGCAAGCAGCCACUUGUAAUUCAGCCAUUUGAAUUUAUUAUCUCUGUAUUCCUUCGUGGCAGUGGUGAAAUUUCAUUACAGUUGUCCGAAAAAUCGGGCAGUCCAAAAACAUAAAUGGGCAUGUCUUUUACAGCCCCCAAGAGCUCAAAUCGCCACAGGCACGUGCGAAGUAGCUCUAAAGGCCUGCUAGUACACUUAUUAGGUGUAUCGGUGCUCUUACUGUGAUAGGAGAUGGCAGGUGCCCACGGGUAUAAUCAAGCAAAACAUACCGUGUCCUGUGAUAGUUGCCCCUUCCCAGUCUUGGUAUGCUUCACCGCAGUACAUUGCGUAUGCUUCACGCAUAACAUAGCUAUAUUGAGGCAAAGCUGACUUCCGGGAACCGGAUUUAUGCAAUGCGCUGUGAUUUCCGAACUUCGAAGCCAUUAGCGAGGAUUACAAAGGCAGAGUCGGCACCACUGCUAACAACGGCGCAUUGUUUCAAUGAAAAACACGGCACCGAACAGCAAGAAGCUUGGUAGCAAAUGUCGAAGUAGCUAGGCCUAAUGUUGCUGCGUGGGUGGCUACGGCUGCCAGCGGAUCUGCGUCCGAGAGCGCCGGUUCGAGGCGCGACAUAAUAAAAAUGGUGGUGGUGGUGGCUUUGAUUAAUGCCGUUUCGGACCUGCGGUCAUGGCAAAAUGUCCGAAAAAUUGGUUGUUGACUGUAUAUGAAAAUCAUGUAUAAACACACUUCGUCAUAUUGAGGUUCUAAAUACAUGGUGUUCUAUGGACAAGCUAUAAAAAGCUAAAUACGUCAUUAUACCGAGGUUUAACUGUAGUGUAGAUCAAUUGAUCUCUUUUGCUGCUGUCAGUGAUGUCAAAGACCCGCGCAAGAGCCCAUAAACACCAGCCAUUGGGCAACUGUUCAUGAAUUACUCCUGAGCUAACACUCGCACAUGCAUGCACAGCCUUCCACUCUUCAUUCAAGCCAGCUGGGAAGUGGUGGCUGUUAAUGCAUCCCGACCAUCCUGUCACCGCUCAUUUGUCAUCCUCGAACACCGUUGUCUAAUGCUAACCAUAAAGGGUUACCUUAUGUACCCCGCAUAAUGAAAAAGACGAACGAAGUAAUAGGCAUAGCAUUGCUGUCGCUGCCGCCACAGCUGAGAGGAAACGCAUUGAAAGGGAGUGGGAAAAGUAAACAUUGCUCUCUUUAUGUGUUCGUUUUAUUAGGUUCUUUUCAAAAUUUCUACACAAAUAGUAUAAAAUAUUCACUGAAAGGCAUUGCACUUAUUUCAUUGUGCAUGUUAGAUUGGAAGAAAAGCUGUUGCAGGACCCCUUUAAAAGGUACCACUGAUUAUUUGCCACUGUGCUAUGCCUAACCAUGUUGCACUAGGGCAGUCUUGCUAUGGCGUACCUUGCAUUAGAUUGAUGUGUUCAAGUGAUCUGCAUGCAGCAUAGAUUGGUGAUAGCUUCAACGCACGUAGUUAGCACGGUGUUUUUUGGCUCGGCAAGAAUCUGUCGCCAACAAGAAAACAUGUAGGUUGGCAUCUCAAAUCUCUCCUGACUGGCACUUAUGCAGUCUGUUCACGUGCAAAAUGUGCCAUGCUCGUCAUCCUUAUUAAGGCGAGGCAAAAGAAGAUGCUGGGAACAACCAUCUUCCAUAUUGGAAGCGGCAGCUUGGGAGUUGAGCUGUCACGGAUAAAGCUCCUUUCAGUCAUUUAUUUACCCAUUGUGAGCCAACUUGUAAGAUAAGAAAAGGAACACACUCGGUUCUAUUUUUGUACAGUUACCUGCGGGACUUGUAAAGAAGGUCUACCGACGAUCACGGUUGCACUUUUGCUGCCGGUUUGUAGAAAUAUACGGCUAACUGUGGUUAAGUACAGUGUAUGUUUGCAUGUAAAUUAUACACAGGUAUGCCAGAAAGCGGGUAGGGCUUAAAGUCUUCCUGCAAUGAAGUGUGGGUCCGUCAUGCACAUUUCAUCCUUUCUGUAGUUAGUGUGGAGACAUCCACUUCCAAGUGUAGUAACUAGAUGGAUUACAUUUUAAUGACUGUGACAUUGCCUUGACCCUUGGGGACAUUCAUAGCAUUUGAAGAAUAUCGGGACAGAGACCUGUUCCUGUUGUAUUGUGUGCAUUUACCGUCAUUGGCAAAAAGAAGUCAAGGCUCUUUGCUCUUUGAACUUAAUGCCUAUAGGUGCUUUAGCUUGUAUUAAUAUGCACUGACACGUGCAAAAUGUGUGUUUUACUUGACAGGAAGACUUGAAACGAGGGGCUCAAAAAAUUGCCUUAUCUUUCUCUUCUUUAUUUUUGCUUUCUCACUUUGUGAUUUUUCAUGGAAACUGAGUGCAAUAUGUGUGCCUUGUAAAAGGUUUAGUUACCAUGAACGAAUGUACUUUUGCAGAUGGAAAAGUGAUCAGGCGAUUUACUAACCAAAACAUAGUGGUUGUGAGGCCUUAUGUAAUGGAGAGCGUUUCUUCAAGCACAAUUGUGCUGUGGUGCAAUUUUGACCACUGUGAAGGCAGUGACAAAUAUUAAAAGAAAGGCUGAAAGUGAGCCUACUGGCAGAAACAGUUUUAUGAGCUGAAGCUCUGGUUUUGUGUUUUGUACGUAACAAGAAAUGACGGUUGCUAUAGAUGUAUCUGACAUCAUUGUGGAUAAAAUUCAAGAUUUGCGUUUCAUUUUGUGUUUGUGGUUUUAAAAUGCUGGACUUACCAUUUGUUUGAAGCCUUUUAUUGCCAUUCAUUAUUGCUUCACAUAUUUUUAAACCUUACAUGGUAGUUUACAAAAACAUUCAAGAUAAUCAUAGGCGUGCCUAGCUGUUUGAUUGCUGUCAAGGUUGAAGAUGGGCCUGGUGCUAAACUCGAACAGAUGCGUUUUGUCUGCUGCAUGGUUCUUUUCAGCCCCUGCCCCAUAUUGUUGCCUUGAUUUAAAAAUGUGGUGUUUAUGUACAGAGAAAUACAAACUUUUGCAACCUUCAGCUGCCUUCAGAGUGCAGAAGGAAAAAAAUGCUAGUGCAUGGUAUCUGCAAGCGAUCAAAAUUAAUCAGAGGUCCUUCACUACAGCAGCUCUCGAGUGCCACAGUGCACAUAAACUUUAGUAAUCGCUGCGUUUAUUGAAAUGUACUUGACUGUUUCGUCAGCACUACCACACAGCAUUGCUGCAGCAACAGGAAGAACACAGCAUGCAAAUGCUAUAAGAGAUGCAGCACGAGCAGUGCAGUACAUGAAGGCAAGCAAGAAAUUACCACUUUACAACGCUCUUGUUGUACGUCUAAGUGAUAAACAUUGCAAACUUUUUUUGCAUUUUGGCUUUACUCUGACAUGACCAGUGCAUACCGUCCAGCUAUCCUGAAUUUUCCUUAAAUUUACGAAAAGGGGUUUGUUCUAUGAUUUUACGAAUUUUGUGUCAAGUUUUCCAAAAAAUGAAUUCUGUUCGCAAAAAAUUUUCGCUCAUUGGUUCUCCUGUAUACCCUUGGAAGUCAUUGAAAGAGCAUUAGUGCUUCGAGCAAGGUUUUUCAGACAAGUUCUUGAAGCAGGCCAAGUCUACAACAGCAAAGUAGCUGAAAAACUGAUGUGCCAAGUGCACUGCUGUUUGUGUGCUGCUUCUAAAGAUAAAUCAUUGUUAAUAAUGCACAUAUGCAUCCCUCAAAAGCUGUGUAUACAAGGAAAGCUUUUAAAAAUAUGUGCUAUUCCCCCCCCCAAGGGUGUUUUCGCAUUUCAGCCGCAUUUCAAUGGGGGCCAAAUGCAAAAACAACCGUGUACUUAGAUUUAGGUACAUGUUAAACAACCCCAGGUGGUCCAAAUUAUUUCAGAGUCCCCCACUGCUGCAUGCCUCAUAAUCAGAUCGUGGUUCUGGCACUUAAAACCCCCAUAAUUUAAUUCCCCCCACCCCCCUUCGUUGUCAGGUCUGCAAAAUUUUUACGUAUUUUGAAGUUUCUGUGUUGGCAGGUGUGCCAGUAUGUUUACCUUUUUUUGUUUUCUUUCAUGGUAGUUUGCACUCAUCUGAAUUGUCCUCUGCUCUGCCAAAUUCUUCCAAAUCAAGAAUAUUUGAUACUAUUCACCAAUUAUGAAGGCCUACUAUGGCCAGGACUCAGUGGCUCAUCCAAAUUUCUGAGUCAAAUAAGUGUUAAAUUAACAACUGUUUGUAGUAUUUUGGUGUUUAAUUAUUAUUGCAUUUAUUGGUGGUGACAGUACACAGACUGUAUGCACUUAGACUGGUACAUGCCACGAUUUUAUUAUAAAACUUGGAGCUAUCUUGUUCUCAAACUCUCAUUUUCAAUGUGCUGCUUUAUUACAGUGACAUGCUUAGUGGCAGGUGUUGUGGUUUGUUCUUGCAAUGCCUUAUUACGGCAAUGUUUUUUGCAUGCUGGUCAUGUACAUUAAGGUGACAAAUGCAUUUGCAUGCUCAUUCAUUGCAUGCCAGAAUAAUUUUAGAAGCUUAUCUGGCUGAGCAAAGAUACGGGCUGCUGUCUGGCACUAAUUCUCAUUUCAUCAAAUGUCUCCAAUAGUAAAAAAAGGUUCGGUUUAGAGGUAAUGUUAAUUUUCCAACUUAGAAAUAAGGGAGAAGAGUAUCCAUACCUCACACGUGAAUAUAUAUGUGCACUCAUUUUGUAGUACACAAAAUCUGGAAUGCAUGUUGUCACAACACUCUUCUACAUUAAGGAAGUAAAUACCAGUGGUUAAAGCUAGUGAAGAAUGGAAUGGCCGUAUCUGAGAAAUAAAGCCAAUAACUACAUUAUUUACUCUAGCCUGAGCCAAUCUUAAUUUUUAUCUAUUGUAAGUAGGGCUUCAGUUGGGCCAGGUGGUUUUACAUUCUCUUGGAUAAACACACUGUUUUGCACACAACUUCAAAACUGGAUGGAACACACACCAUACAGAGUUUGUGCUGUGUGUCUUGUUGCCUUUAUUCUUCUUAGCUGCUGCUCGGCAAUGAACUUGGGAAUACUUAUUAUUAUUUAUUCUGCUGCUAGCAUUUUCCUCAUGCUGGUCAUGAGGAGCUAUUGAAUUCUAAUUGCAUCACACGCUCAGAUUUCUGUUUCUUACUGUACCUGUGUUAUACGUGCUGCUUUAAGCUUUGCUAUCAAGUUGUUUUGCAUGACUCAAUGGCACUAUUGCCUGUGAUGGUGUAUUACUCAUACAUGUUGACUUCUUCUCUUAUAGGAACUAUCUCUACUCUGGCUCAGCUCAUUUUAGAACGAAUAGCCUUCUUUGGCUCUUUUAGGACGUUUUUGUGGUUGGUCGAUGGUUAGACUCUGCAAGGAAAACUUUUUUUUUUUUUUUCGUUCGACCUAUUUCCUUACUUUGAAUCAUUGUAGAUGGUUUCUGCACAAUUGUGUUUUUUUUUUUUCCCUCUUUUUUUUUUACUGAACCUUUAAUGUUUGCAUAAACACCACAGCCCACACUUUUUUUUUUACUUUACAGUGCAAGUGUACUUCAAAUGGAAGAUCCAUUUAAAUUGUUGUGUGCCCAGAGGGAACAACUUAUAUAUAAAAUCUAAUCUUUCAUCACGGGACAUCCACCUAACUCAUAGCUGGCAAUUACAUUGAAGUGAGGAAAUCUUCCAACUUAUGUCAGCCUCAGUAUCAAUGAGGUGUUUACUGUAGGAGUGGAUGUUGAUGCGCAUUUUUUUUUACCAUUCCACUGCAUUUGAGGUUUAGUUGUUCCAAGUAUCUGUGCUGUUGAUACUGAUUCAUGCCGAGUUCUUAUGUAUUUUGAAUUUAUUUUCUUGAAGGACCAUUCAAAUAAUCCUUUGCAUCGGGUAGAACUGAACUUGGAAGGCAGGCUUCAUGAUGGCUUUGACUUGAAUAGACUAGGCAAUUACAUUGUAGGCCUACUGCUCCACAUGGUGCAGAAUUACUCAUUCAUCAUCACUUCAAUAUGCCUAAUACAUUGUUACUGCUGCUUCCAAGCACUGAUUGAGUUGUGAUGUUCUGGGAGCCAUUUGUUUACAAAAUAGGUAACGUCACUGGCUGCAGGGAGUUGUUACUUGUGUCGCACAAUACUCGCAAGCCAUAAUAUGUUUAUUCCAGGAGUGUGCAGACCGGUUUUAAAGCUUUUCUAAUGAACAAAGAGCUCUGUCCUGCUUGAACUCUUGCCUAUCUCUUCUUUUUCUAAUGUAUUAUGUGGUGUGUUGCUGGAAGGAUGAAGGAAUGAAAAUGUCAGUAAUAUAGUUCACUGCCAUGUAUAGUCAUAGACACCUUGAAGAUAAAAAAAAAAAUACUAGGCCAGCUAAGUUUUUUGCACAAUGAAAACUCCACUUCAAUGGUGUGCGACUCUGCCUUCAAAGAUGAGUUAGGUUCCAUGCUGGCUUCGAGUGCAGAGCUGGUGCGGUUGAACCUGUUGCACAGUAGCAUGCCAGUAGGGGAAUGACCAUGAAUUCUGCCCAAAACAUGCCAAAAUUAGAUCACAGGAAGCAUAUUCCAUUGUGGAGUCAAUUUCUAUACUUCAUUUCUGUCAUUUAUGUGAUUUUGAUGCAUUUGUUUUAAACGCUGAAUAAAACACACCGGAAUGUGCUUGUCGUCAUUAUCAACUUCAACAUUAUUUUGCACUAAGCAGUGGUGCUUGCAUUUCAGAGUGAAUAUAAUGUGCAAUCCACGUCAAACUUUGACUAUGCACAUCUGAAGGCAGUAAUCUGCCUCAUGGAAAUAUUUUUUAAACAUAAAACCAUGAAAGCCGAGCAGUGUCCUUAACUUACACCUUACUAUCUUGCCAUGCAUGUUAAAAAGCACUGCAGGUGCAUGUAGGGACCACAUUCAUGUCUGCCGUGAGCUUGAAGGCACCAACACUGGAGAUGUUUGCUUCAGGAUUACCUACCACAAUGUAUCUUUGUCACAUAAGUUUGUGUUUUUCAUUUCUGAAUGGGAAUGAUGAGAAUUCAUCGCUCAAGCAUCAUUUUCAAAUGUAUAAUUAAGUAAAAAUACUAAAUCAUUAAAACGCAUGUGGAAAUUUGUUGGCCGUAAUGAGUUCAAAUUGUCAUAGCAAAACAGUCCAUUGUGCAUUUAAGCAAACUUGCGAGUUAUAUUCAAUAAGCUACAACAGUAGUUAUUGAAGUGAUAUACAGACACCUAUGCAGCACAUUUGUUUAGCACUAUCUCUCAAGACAUUGCCACUUUGAUUUUCUCAAGCCACAUGCCAGGUACUUGCAGUGCAGUUACAGUAUUUUUCAACAGUAUGCCAUUUUGUCUGCAAUUUCUUCUAACCCACUGCACUGAUUCCUGCCCAUUUGCUUUUGUAUUCAAUAGUGAGGCAUGUUAAGCUUAAAGCAUGUUAUGAUGGCGGGUGAUGCAAGAGUGCUUCUAGUGCUAGUGUGAAAUUUAUUGUGAGAUAUACAAUGUUGGAGUAACGUUUCUGUGAGAUGAAAGGUGCUUUUGCUCUAAUUUGCAGGAGCUAGGUGUUUGUAUCCACUGACAUGCUUCCUUCUGUGAAGACUUGGAAGAAGCCAUUUUUUAAUUUAUUUUUUUACACGAAGCAGGAAAGAGAAAUAGGUCUUCUAUAUCUUAAAGAGGACCUGCAUCAGAAUUCUGUUCUUUCAUUCACAUAGAAGAUGCCUUAUCACAGAACUUGUGCAAGUGCCUUCCAGAAGUCAUUGCUAUGGUCAAAGGAAAUAAAAUUGUUACAACACGUG
Messenger RNA from Dermacentor silvarum, 10860 nucleotides. RefSeq names its product F-box/LRR-repeat protein 7-like. Gene Ontology annotation, cellular component: SCF ubiquitin ligase complex. The record is from RefSeq and is a predicted model, not a curated record. Gene Ontology annotation, molecular function: protein binding. Gene Ontology annotation, biological process: SCF-dependent proteasomal ubiquitin-dependent protein catabolic process. NCBI's taxonomy places the organism in Eukaryota, Metazoa, Arthropoda, Arachnida, Ixodida, Ixodidae.